AAUUAUCAUUAUCGUUGAAAAACUUAAUAAAAAGUAAGAUGUCAAUGCAUGGCAGAUUGAAGCUACUUGCUAGACUCAAAGAAUUAUUAUAUAAAUCUCUUUAUUACAAGAAUUUUCAAUUUAUGAUUACUAGAGAAUGGUUGGAGUUUUUUCAAAAAUUAACAUAUUCACAAAUUGAAAUAAUCAGAAAAUAUUCUUUGAGUAAUGAUGUAUCAAAAAUACAAGAACAAGAUAUUAAAAAAUCUAAUAAAAAAAGAAACAAAAUAGUACAUGAAAUAAUUUCCACUAUUUUAUCAAAUGAAAAAAAAAUAAAUCUACCAGAACAAGAAAAAUCAGUACCUAUUAAUCUUUCAAGUAUUGUAACAAAAGAAUCAUCUUAUAUACAACAAGUUUUAACAACAUUUAUGCCAAAAUUAAAUGUUAAAUCAAAAGAAGUACCGAUAAUACCAAAAUGGAAGAGUAAUUUACAAAUUAGUCUUACUAAAAAUAGUAUUGUUUUAAGAACAAAGCAAAUCUUAAAUAGUAUUAUUGGAGCAGAAUCCAAUGUGAUAAAAUGGAGAAAAAUAGAAGAUUUAAUUCAUCACAUAGAUCAAUUUCCUGAAGCAAAAAAUUUUGCUGUCAAAGAUGGUGCAAUUAGAACACUACUUUUAAUUCGUCAAUCAAAUAUAAAUGAACAAAUCCAAGGAACAAUACGAGAGGCACUUGCAAUAUUAGGUUAUAUUGACCCCUUGCCUGCUCGUGGAAUAAGAAUUCUUACAAUUGAUGGUGGGGGUAUUCGGGGUGUAUUAGUAAUAGAAAUGUUAAAAAAAUUAGAGCAGUUAACAGGACAGAAAAUAUAUGAAAUGUUUGAUUAUAUUUGUGGAGUUAGCACUGGAGCUAUAUUAUCAACAGCAUUAGGAGGUCAUAAAAGAAAAUCUUUAGAAGAAAUUUCUGAAUUAUAUAAAGAAUUAAGUAUAAAAAUAUUUACACAAAGUCCAUUGUGGGGCACUAGCAAAAUGGUAUGGAGUCAUGCUUAUUAUGACACUGCACUAUGGGAAAAAAUAUUGCAAGAGCAUCUAGGCAAUAGAGAUUUAAUUAAAACUACACAUGAUAUUAAUUCACCAAAAUUUUCAACCAUUUCAACUAUAGUAAACCAUGAACACAUAAUGGCUUAUAUUUUUAGAAAUUAUACCAUCCCAAAUGGUUUUGAAAGUCAAUACAUGGGUUCUUACAAACAUAAAUUAUGGGAAGCUGUCAGAGCAUCAGCUGCUGCCCCUAGCUAUUUUGAAGAAUUUAAAUGUGGGGAAUACCUUCAUCAAGAUGGUGGGAUAAUGGUCAACAAUCCUUGUGCUGUUGCAAUACAUGAGGCAAAAAAAUUAUGGCCAAAUAACUCAAUUCAGUGUGUUAUUUCAUUUGGUACUGGAAGAACUCCAUUCUCUAUUCAUGAUAAUAGUGAAAAUAAAAUAGAAACAGCAUCCAGUUGGAAAGAUAAAUUUUACAAAAUUCUUGACAGUGCAACAGAUACAGAAGCUGUACACAUCAUGUUAAAUGAUCUUCUACCAGAUCAUGCUUACUACAGAUUUAAUCCCUAUUUGACUGAAAUGCUUACGAUGGUGGAAAUAAGACCAGAGAAAAUUGCACAAUUGGAACAAGAUGCAGCAAUGUAUAUUCGUCGUAAUGAAGAAAAAUUUCAGCAAGCAGCCAAAGUAUUAAUGCAGAAAAAAACAUUAAUACAGAAACUUAUAGAUUGGAUUAAGAUACAAAAGAUUAUAAUAGGUAUUUAAAAUACAUACAAUUUAUA
This is a messenger RNA of Ceratosolen solmsi marchali, 1780 nucleotides long. RefSeq names its product calcium-independent phospholipase A2-gamma. NCBI's taxonomy places the organism in Eukaryota, Metazoa, Arthropoda, Insecta, Hymenoptera, Agaonidae. Gene Ontology annotation, cellular component: membrane. The annotation marks the transcript as partial. The record is from RefSeq and is a predicted model, not a curated record. Gene Ontology annotation, biological process: arachidonate metabolic process. The transcript has 7 exons.